ACAGGGUGGAUGCUUGAGAGUGGAGGAUAAGGUACAAGUGUCUGGGACCGGUGGAAUGGAGGCCUGAUGUAGAUGGAAAGAUGGAUGAAGAAGAAGCUCUGAACUCUAUUAUGAAGGAUUUGGCAGCAUUGGGCAAAUGUGGGGGGCUGCUGGACAACAACAGGAAUAAAAACAGUGUCCACUCCAGCAAACAGCAGCGAAAUGUCAGGAUCAAGUUUGAAUAUGAAGGAGAGAAAAGGAUUAUCCAGUUUCCAAGACCAGUCAAAUUCAAAGAAGUGGUGCAGAAGGUCACGGAUGCUUUUGGACAGACGAUGGACUUAGUCUGCGUGAACAAUGAGCUCCUGAUCCCACUGAAAUCCCAGGAAGAUUUGGACAAAGCGAUGGAACAGUUGGAGCUGAGCCCUUCCCUGAAGAGCCUGCGGAUCCUCGUGAGCGCUCCAAAGAAAGCGAAUCUCCUCCAGCCAAACAACAGUAAACAGCACGAAAUGAGGAUCUCCAGAUCCAUGGGUGAUAUCAUGGGAUCCCUGUACAAGGACUCUGAGAGGACGCGGAAGUAUUCAACAGGCUCUUUGCACACUGGCCGGAGCUCUCCACCCCCGGGGAGCGUUCCCGAAGAGCAGCAGCAGAUUGCUCGCCAGGGAUCCUAUACCAGCAUCAACAGCGAGGGCGAAUUCAUCCCUGAGACCAUGGAUCAAAACAUGCUUGAAGCUUUCAUCAGCCCUGAUGAGUCGCUGUCUGGGAGCUGCCAGUCGCUGGACAGAUCUGUGGACAGCCCUCCCUUUACCCAAACCCCUGUUCCUGGAAGGAAGAGCCAUCCCAAAGACAGUCUUGAUUGCAUGGAUUUCGACAUCCCGUUCUGCGAGAGGUUUGGGAAAGGUGGCACCUUCCCGAGGCAGUACCACCUCUCCCAAAGCCGCAAGGACUACAGUGACGGCCGGAGGACUUUCCCCAGGAGUUACUUCCCACAGGAGAACCUGUUUCAGCUUGUCCCUUCUAGCCGAACCAAGAGCUUUAAUGGGGACAGCAAGCUCAGCACCUUGCAGUAUGAUGAGUACAGGCCCAAAUGGUGGAACAAUUGUGAAAAAGGUCUGCAGGUCUUCAGCACCUCCCCUACGAAAGCUAGGAACUCCCUGCAGGCACCUGUGAACUGGAGGCUGGGGAAGCUGCUCGGAAGAGGAGCUUUUGGGGAAGUUUAUCUCUGCUACGACGCCGACACUGGCCGGGAGCUGUCGGUGAAGCAGGUGCCUUUUGACCCUGACAGUCAAGAGACGAGUAAAGAGGUGAAUGCCUUGGAAUGUGAGAUUCAGCUGUUGAAGACUCUCCGUCACGACAGGAUAGUGCAGUACUAUGGGUGCUUGCGGGAUCCUGAGGAGAAGAAACUGUCUAUCUUUGUUGAAUACAUGCCAGGGGGCUCAAUAAAGGACCAGCUAAAAGCUUACGGUGCUCUGACCGAGAACGUCACACGGAAGUACACCAGGCAGAUCCUGCAGGGAGUCUUCUACUUACACAGCAAUAUGAUUGUCCACAGAGACAUUAAAGGUGCCAAUAUUUUGAGAGAUUCUGCUGGAAAUGUGAAACUUGGAGAUUUUGGGGCCAGCAAACGCAUCCAGACCAUCUGCAUGUCUGGGACUGGGAUUAAAUCUGUCACGGGAACACCAUACUGGAUGAGCCCAGAGGUUAUCAGUGGAGAAGGUUACGGAAGGAAAGCUGACGUGUGGAGCGUGGCCUGCACCGUGGUGGAGAUGUUAACGGAGAAGCCGCCGUGGGCAGAGUUCGAAGCCAUGGCGGCUAUUUUUAAAAUCGCCACCCAGCCGACCAACCCCCAGCUCCCCGAUGGCGUCUCCAACUCCUGCCGCAACUUCCUCAAGCAGAUCUUCGUGGAGGAGAAGCGGAGGCCGACGGCCGAGGACCUGCUGAGACACCCCUUCGUCAACUGCGGGCUCUGA
Messenger RNA from Nipponia nippon (crested ibis), 1946 nucleotides. The record is from RefSeq and is a predicted model, not a curated record. Lineage: Eukaryota; Metazoa; Chordata; Aves; Pelecaniformes; Threskiornithidae.